Molecule: messenger RNA, 5650 nt
Organism: Castor canadensis (American beaver)
Lineage: Eukaryota; Metazoa; Chordata; Mammalia; Rodentia; Castoridae
Source: RefSeq, a predicted model, not a curated record
UCAUGGCAGACAAUGCCAAAAAUGAUGAGGAUUGGGAUAUCUUGACAAGGAGCAUUGAGGCCUCUGUGGAGGUUAUCCAAGUGGCUGGCAAGGUGAGGAUAUCUCAGAUAGCUUCCUGGCAGGACUACCCUAUCAAGUCCUGGUUGGGCCUGUACGCACUGUGUCAGGAGAGUGGGAAGGAUGUCGAGGCUACAGAGCAUGACAGAGUCCAGUCCGUUUGCAGCUCCAGGCCUGGUUCCCAUGUCUCUGGUCUGAGCCAUACCUCCUCCAUGCUCACCCAAGCCCUGGCCUGGCUUUACUCCUCUCCCUAGGUUCACAAUUCCUCUUUCUCUACCAGAGAUCAUUAUUCACUUUAUUACCUACACCCUCCAACCUUCCUUUUUUCUCUAGUGGUCAGCUGAUAAUACCUUAGAAAUCUUCAAGUUGCUUGAAGCCAAAAUCUUAAAUAACAAGAUACCAGCUCCACUAUGCCAGAAGGUGACAGAUGUCAUUGUCAACUACCUGAGGACAACGGUGAGGAGUCCAUGCCUGUGAGCAAAGGGGGAAGGAAAGAUGCCAGGUCUGAACCCAGGAGUUUUCGUUUGGUGGCUGAAGUUAUUUGGAAACUCAUUGGGACCUGGGAUAUGAGUACCUCAAGUUGCCCUUCUCCUCCUCCUCCACCUCCUCCUUCACUAGGAGGCCAGAGGGAAAGCUGGAGGAGAUAGGUACUGCGCUCCUACUGGCCCUGGGGUCGCACAGCCCAGGAAUGGUCAUCAUCAAACUGUGGGACAGCUCUGGUGCACGCAGCCUGCCCCCCAGGAGCCUCCUGGUGGCCGUGGGGAAGCUCAGCCUCUGCCCUGGAACAGCCACCUACAUUGGUACCACAUGGGAAUAUAUUCUGCGUCUGCUGAGGAUGGCACAGGAGGAAGAGGACAUGUUGGCGAUGUGUCAUGCACUCAGGGGAUUGGUCAUCAGUGCCCGGAAGCACCUGGAUCUGGACUCUAAGGACGAUGAAGUGAUGGACAUCACCUCAGAGGCAGUGGCUGUCAAGGCCUACCACACCCUGCAUGUUCUCUUCAACCGUUGGCCCCUGAAAAGCAAGAAAAAGGUGACAGAGCAAGCUCUGAUGAUAAUCGGCCACCUCUUCUUCCUCAUGCCACCAUCCAAACUCAAGAACCAAGUGAACUGGUUAACCCGCCGGUUAAUGACUUUGGCGUCCACAAAUCUGAAGCCUUUCUACCUUUCCCAGUGCAUCUGCCAGCUCUUGGACGCCCUGGCUCUCAGUGGCUGUGGAGGUGUCAACUUGGCAUCCCAGCUGGAAAACAUUACAGACAUGCUAUUCAAUAUGGUGAAUGAAAAAAUCAUCAGCUCAGACCCUUAUUCUGUGCAGAACCACAGCCUGGCCCUGAAGGCAUUCUAUAUCCUGACCAAGCUAUACAGUGAUCAGGUGGUGGUGUUGAUACGAAGGGCCAUGGAAUCCAAGGAUCCAGCCAAGAUCAUAGUAGCCCUGGAGGUUUUCCAGGAUGUGUUCCAUAACGUGCCUCAGACAGAGAAACUGAAGAGUGAUGUGAUGAACUCCGUCGUCAUAGUAAUCCAGGAGGAUCACCCACCAGUGCGGAUGGAACUUCUGAGCCUCAUUGAGAUACUUGCCCAGUAUGACUACCUGCAUCUGCCCCAGGGGAACGUCAUCAUUGACUACCUCAUCAAGCUCAGCGAGCCAGAUCCCUCAAAUGAAGAGGAUAUCCAACUUAUGUGCUUCAGAAUUCUGCAGAUGGUGCCCUUGCCCAAACUGGUCACAUUGGUGUGUCAGCCCAGCAACAACAUGGCCUUCCUGAUCCUGAGUAAGGCCACCACAGAGAUAGCUCUGAAGACCCAGAUCCUAGGCAAAGGCCCCUACCUCAGUAGCUUCCAUCUCACGCCCACCCAGGUCAUCUCCCCACAGAAACUCCUGACCCAUCUUGUGUUGUUUGCCCUGAAGCCCUACAGACAAAAGAAGUUUGGUGUGAGCUCCCUACAACUCUUACAAUCCUUGCAUCCCAUCACUUCCCUGCAUCCUGUCAUCAACUCAAAUGUGGGCCAGCUGUGGAUGAAGAUGAUUCCCCAGAUGUUGCAGAUCCUGGAAGAUAAUGAUGAGAAGAGCCUGAAGCAGAAGGAUUGGGAGAACAAGCUGCUCCAGUUUUCCAGUCAGUCACUGAUGGCCAUCAAUGAUGACAGCUGGCUGGAGCAACUCACCAUGGUCAUCUUGGAGAGGAUAAAUUAUUUCAGCGAUGAUGAGGAGGAGAAGGCUUUCCUGUACAGAUUCUUUGGCUUCACUCUGCAAACCUCAAGGAAUCCGCAGCUGGUUAAGAUGAUGCUCUCAGCCAUCCUGAAAACUUCCCAUGAGGAGCUGCAGGAGAGGGAGGGCCUUGCAGUGGCACUCGGCAUUGUGUCCCUGAAACAUCUGAAGAUAGUUCUGGAUGGACUGCAGGAGUAUGGCACAAUGCUCACCAACCCGGAAACAUCCAUCCUCACUCUGAUGAAGGAACAUCAGCAAAGGGAGUGGGGGCUGGUGUGUGACACCAUCCAUCUGAGCUAUGGCAAGAUUAUCUCGGAGAACAAGGGAACCAUCUUUAAUCAUCUGAACGACAUCCUGACCUUGACCCUUCAGCACUAUUACAACUGCGUUGUGGAAAAGGACAAUAAUCUGAAGCUGUAUUACUUGAGUCCCCUGAUGCACUUGACAAACGUCCUGAGCAGCCAGUCGAUCACCUUGCCAAACACCAUCCCCCAAAAGCUGGAAGUCAUAGCCUUCAUGCUGGAGCUCAUCAGGGGAGAGCCGAUGACCUGCAUCUCCAGCUCCAUUAGACAGAAGGCUAUGAACGUCAUUACGGACUUCAGGAAGCUCAAGCCCCUCUUAGAACCAGAGUACAGAGCGGAUGUACUUCGAACAUGCUACAAGAGUGUGCUCAGCCUGCCGUCCUUGGAGGCCAUGCUGAAGGACGCCUCUAGUCCCAGCGAGGGCCAGGCCAAUGUGGAACUGUUCAGGGAGACCAUGCAUGCUCUCCGGAAGCUAAUGGAAGCGAUGGUCCUUGAGGAACCCACUCGGAUCCCCACCUGCUUGGAGCUACUGGAUUCGUGGCUGAAUUCCCAAAAGGACAAUGAGCGGGAACGGGCCAUGUGGUGUGUUGCUCGGAUUCUUGGUUUCACUGUUAAAAUGAAUAAUUUUGAAGUGGAAAUCCAGUUCACUCGACUGGGACCCCUGGUGAGGCUGCUGGCCAUACGGUGUCAGGACCCAGUGGACAACAUCUCCUUCCUGUCUUCCCAGGCUGUUUACAACCUCUACUGCAUCCUCUUGCUGCAAAAGCAGAUGAUGAGGAAGAAACAAGGCUUGUGGGAAGAAGAAGACAAGAGUGAAGUCUACAGUGCUCAUGUGUUCCAUAACAACAUCUAUGAAAUUGCCAAGGCAUUUGCAGAGUACUUCACCCAAAUCCAGCUCACCAACCUGGUGCUGAUGGCCAUGGAGGGCCUGACGGACAGCAAGGCCAAGGUGUCUCUGGCUGCAGCCCAGCUGAUGAACGCUGUCAUGAAAGAACGGGGCAAAGACGUGAUAAAGAUCGAACAGAUUGUGGAGGGGAUCCUUGAACGACUCAACUUGCAACAGGAGCCCAGCACCAGGGAGGAGAUUCAGCAGGUCAUGUGCUCACUGGCAGGCAGCAACACUGAUGCUGUGGUGCCCAUGCUGCUUAACAAGCCCUUGCCUUGGGACAGAACCAAACUGACCUUGUGGAGAACAUUUGGCACCCAGCGAGGGACCACCAUCAAGAUCCUUCAGCUACUCAUCAAUAUCCUGGAGAAGAACCCCAGGGAGGACACCAAGGAGAUGGCCUUCCAGCCCGUGGCGGUAACAUGUGCCUUGUGUGAGAUGCUGUCAGGGCCUCCCAGCCAGGAGGCCGUCAGAGAACUGUAUCCCCGGCUGCUGCUGGCUGUGCUAUGUCAUCUCUACUGGGUGAUUGAGCAAAGUCCUCCCCAGAAUAUGUUGGUUUACAGCAAGGAGGGCGCCCUGGGCAGCAAGAGCAAGCCCUUUGACCCUGCUAGUUGUACCUUGGAGGUAGUGAAGUUGGUGUUCAUGGCGGCUGCAUAUGAUAGCGUGGUGAUCUAUGCCAGUGAACAUCACUGCUGGGACCUUCUGUCCAGCCCCAAAUCUUACUACAUAGGGAUCAUGGACUUGACAAGUGGCAUCGUGAAGAACUGUGAAACCUUCAUCCUGCACCGAUUCCUGAACCGUGUCAGGAACAUGCUCUAUAGCUUGGAUCACCGCCAGAAGGUCACGGCCAGGACCUUCUACGUGCAGCUCCUCUGGCAUCGAACAGUGGCAGAGACCCUGGGUCAAGACUGUGUGGACAAUCUAGUCAGGUGGAUCAAGGAACCCAGCCUCAUUAUGAAGGAAAUUGGUCUCCGAGGAAUCAGUAACCUGGCACUGCACCCAAAACAUUCAGAGGCUCUUAAGAGCCUGGUUCCACUGUUGAGAGACUUCCUGAAGAAUGAGGCGCGAGUGACAGUGCAGGCGGUGAAGGCCCUGAGGAACAUCAUCUACCACAGGCUGGGGGAGGACACCAAGCUGAUCUUUUGUAGCAUCUCCAAGCAACUGUGUCCACUCAUCAAUGAUGAGAGGGACCAGGUGAGGAUCUCAGCCACCUCUUCCCUGGGCCACAUGCUCCGUCGACUGUUCCAGUUCAAGCCUGGAACCAGUGUCCGAAGGGAGAUCUACACUUUCCUUGUCCCGUUGCUGCUCAGCCUACAGGACAACAAUAUCCAGGUGGUCAAGGCCUGUGGAGGGGCCCUGUCUGAGUGGGCUAACGUGAUUGGCUGGUCAUCACUCAUACAGAUGUUCCGACACACCACUCUCAGUGAUCACAUCCAGGUACUAGAAGAAACGUGCAGUUUCCUGGUCUACACAGUCAGACAUUAUCUCCUGGGGGUGUUACUAACCCAGAGCUUCAGCUUUCUGAAGAGCCCUCAAGUGUUCCUCCGGACAGCCGCACUCAACUUCAUAGGGUUAACAACUAAGAAAAUAAACAUGAGCCACAUUCAGGAGAGUGACGUGCAGCUGGUACAGAAUGUUCUCGAAAGUAUGGAUAGUGACCCCGUGGAAUCUGUGCGGUCGAUGGCCAGUGAUAUCCUGAAAACAAUAGACAAAGACGUGAAGCACCAUCACGCCCAUCUGUCCAGGUUGAGUCACAUAAGCGUCAACUUUCUCAAGGUUUCUGGCAUCAAAGCCCCAAAGAGAAAGAAACGCCUUUUCAAGACUGUCAAACAGGAGGGGGAUUAUGACGGCAGAUGGAAAAGGAAGAUGUGGAAUUGGUUCCGAAGUGCCACAAAUUCCAUUUCCAAAUGGUGCAGUGGAGGGGUCACCUUGUUGCAAAGUUCAGUGAAGAAGCAAUCUUUAGGAAAGUCCACUGACAAAGCUGAGAAUGUCUAAAAGGCAGCUGUGUGGGGGUUGCUGGAGAUUCUGCACAACAGGUUGGGGCUUUUCUCCACAGUGCUCCCUCUACUUUUCGUUCACUGGGACAGGCUACUUCGGAUUAAUCCAAAGGAGCCAGUUUUGACUUUGGAAGAUGUUUUGUGUGCCUUGUCCUUAUCUCCCUGGGGGAUAACUGGUUAUCAGCAUAAAGAUUUGUCAAUAAAACUUAUU